AUGGGACGUGCCGGAGCCACGAGUGACGGCAGCGUCCUGAUGACUGCGCUUGUCCUGCUGCUGGCCGCUGUGGCUCUCUGGUGGGCCCUUGUCCACCGGCAACCACGGAGCCGGCAUGCGCGGACAGCGAAGAGGAGCAAGCGCCCUGGGGUCCGGCCCAGAGGCUCACGAAGGAACCGAGGAGCCACUGUGCCUCCCAGGUGCCCCAGGCCUCGGGCCACUCCUCGCAGGCGGCCGCGUGCUCCCGCGAGCCCCCCGGGAAGGCGCUGCAGCUGCGGCCCCUGCGUGGCAGUGGCCCAGGAGCUGCAGGAGCUGAUGCGGCGGCUCUGGGGUCGCAAUGGGACACGCGCGCCGCUCUACUCGGGGAUGUGGCAGGCGUUGUGGAAAGAACUGGAGGAGCUGGUGAAGCGAGGCCACCUGCCCUGCUGUGGCCCGUCCAGCUCCUCCCCACGCCUCCAUCCCUCAGAGAGGCUGCUCCCAGCAGGAUGCUCCAUCCCUGGGAGAGCAUCAAGGCCUGCAAGGAUGGCGCAGCAGGGGAGAGCCAUCCCUGCAGGAACCUCAGGCUGUCAGAGACCCUGCACCCUGCCAGGAGCCUCUGCUAUCUCUGGCAGCCUCCAUCCCUUGCAGAGGCUCAGUGAGACCUGUCAGCCUGCACAAGGUGCAGGGCCUGUGGACAGGUCUCCCAGCUCCCUUGGACUCAUGGACUUCAACGACGCGGGCGCACCCCUGAGCCUUGAGGUGGCCAGGGAAAGCCCGGAAGUCCAAACGGGAGCCCAGCCCGAUCCAGGGGAGCCUCCUCGGCUGCCAGGACGCUCUGCUGCUUCUGCCGGCUGGCGACAGCCCGAACCUGGUGGUGCAGACGAGCCUGGAGACACCAAGGAGGUUCCUCCAUCUCCAGGAAGCCGUCCCAGGACAGCCCUCGAGGGCCACGAAGGGCUCUCUACUAGCAGCUGCUCCUGGGACCCCCCUGGGCGAAGCCUCGGGCUGCGGCCCCGGCCGUCGUCAAGAGCAGAGUCCAGCCCACGACGGCGGGGACAGCGACGGCGCUGGCCUGCCCCGCUGCACCAAGGCUACUGCGGCCGCCUGGGCGCGCUGCCCUGGCCCGGUUCUGCCGCUCGCCGGCCUGUUGGCUGCGGAGCGGCGGCCGCUGGCCGGGGGCGCGCAGCUGAUGGCUCGCUCUCGACCGCAGGGCAAAAGAAGGAGCUGCAGGAGCUGUACCAGCUGGGCCCGCAGCUGAGCAGCGGCGGCUUCGGCACCGUUUUCUCGGGCAUCCGCCUCUCCGACGGGAGCCCGGUGGCCAUCAAACGCGUGGCCCGGGAGAGCGUCCUGCAGUGGGACGAGCUGCUCGACGGCACCCGCGUGCCCAUGGAGAUCGUGCUCAUGGAGAGGGUGGGCUCUGGUUGCCACAACAUCAUCCAGCUCCUCGACUGGUUCGAGCUGCCUGACAGCUUUGUGCUGGUGAUGGAGCGUCCGGAGGCAUCGCAGGAUCUCCUGCAGUUCCUGCUGGAGCGGGAGUUCCUGUGCGAGGAGAUGGCGCGCUGGCUUUUCGUCCAGGUGCUGGAGACCGUGCGGCACUGCACCGCCUGCGGCGUCCUGCACCGGGACAUCAAGCCGGAGAACCUCCUCGUGGACCCGGACAGCGGCGACCUGAAGCUCAUCGACUUCGGUUGCGGCACCUUCCUCCAGGAGCGGGCCUACACGUGGUUUGCCGGAACGCCCGCCUACAGACCGCCCGAGUGGAUCCUUCUCGGCCACUACCACGGGCAUGCGGCGACCAUCUGGUCCCUGGGCGUGCUGCUGUACGUCAUGGUCUGCGGGGACCUCCCCUUCCAGAACGAGCGUGCCAUUGUGCUGGGGCAGCUCUUCUUCUGGCAGCAGGUCUCUCCAGAUUGCCAGCAUCUGAUCCGCUGGUGCUUGGCCAUGCGCCCCGCGGACAGGCCGGAGCUGGAGGAGAUCUUGCGCCACCCUUGGGUGCUGGGCCGGCGUUUUUGA
Messenger RNA from Serinus canaria (Common canary), 1992 nucleotides. RefSeq lists its product as uncharacterized. Gene Ontology annotation, biological process: protein autophosphorylation. Bases 1 to 1992 code for a protein of 663 amino acids. Gene Ontology annotation, molecular function: ATP binding; protein serine/threonine kinase activity. The transcript has 8 exons. The record is from RefSeq and is a predicted model, not a curated record. Gene Ontology annotation, cellular component: cytoplasm. NCBI's taxonomy places the organism in Eukaryota, Metazoa, Chordata, Aves, Passeriformes, Fringillidae.